Stegostoma tigrinum is the source of this 1889-nucleotide messenger RNA. It is a transcript of the gene galk1, whose product is annotated as galactokinase 1. Gene Ontology annotation, cellular component: cytosol; cytoplasm. The transcript is spliced from 8 exons. Bases 33 to 1211 code for a protein of 392 amino acids. Gene Ontology annotation, molecular function: ATP binding; galactokinase activity. NCBI's taxonomy places the organism in Eukaryota, Metazoa, Chordata, Chondrichthyes, Orectolobiformes, Stegostomatidae. Gene Ontology annotation, biological process: carbohydrate phosphorylation; galactose metabolic process. The record is from RefSeq and is a predicted model, not a curated record.
UUGGAAGAAGGCACGGCUGGUUGCCUGUGUGUAUGGUGAUGGCGGAUUCCGGGGUUGGAAGAUUGUUGCAGGACGCGCUGCGGGUUUUCAGGGAGAAUUACCCGAUGUACGAACCCAAAGUCGGCGUGGCCGCUCCGGGAAGAGUGAAUCUUAUCGGGGAGCACACAGACUAUAAUCAGGGAUUCGUGUUGCCUGUGGCUGUCCCGAUGGUCACAGUGGUUGUCGGCUGUCAGAGUGCAGAUGGGAUCAUUUCGUUACUUACCACCGCAAAGGAGGCAGAUGAACCAAAGCAACUGGAAUUUCCUGUGCCAUCUGAAUCAAAGCCUCUGAGUCCUGGCAUACCUUGCUGGGCUAACUACGUGAAGGGAGUUAUUCACCAUUACAGGGCGGGCCCACUCCCUGGGUUUAAGGCAGUGAUGGCGAGUAAUGUUCCGUUAGGUGGAGGCUUGUCCAGUUCAGCAUCUUUGGAAGUUGCUAUGUACACCUUCCUACAGCAGAUUUGUCCAGAUGAUGGAGAUUUAAUGGAAAAGGCUCUGGCUUGUCAGAAAGCUGAACAUACCUUUGCCUCCAUGCCCUGUGGAAUCAUGGACCAGUUCAUCUCGGUGAUGGGGCAAAAGGAUCAUGCCUUACUCAUUGAUUGCAGGUCUUUGGAAGUUACCCCUGUGCCCCUCAAUGAUCCCAGUUUGGUGGUUAUGAUCACAAACUCCAAUGUAAGACACACUCUGACAGGAAGUGAGUACCCAACCCGACGCAUGCAGUGCAUGGAAGCUGCAAAGGUGCUUGGAAAAGAGAGUCUCCGAGAUGUUUCCAUGGCUGACCUGAUAGCGGCUGAGGCCCAUCUGGAUAAGGAGGUGUAUUGCAGGGCCCGUCACGUUAUCAGUGAAAUCAAACGCACGACUGAUGCAGCCGCAGCUUUGAAAUCCAGGGAUUACCAAGAGUUUGGGAAGCUGAUGGUGCAGAGCCACAAUUCACUGAGAGAUGAUUAUGAGGUCAGUUGCCCGGAGUUGGAUGAACUGGUUGCUGCAGUAAUGGAUGGCCAGGGGGUCUAUGGCAGUCGAAUGACUGGAGGUGGUUUCGGUGGCUGUAUAGUUACAUUAUUGGACGCUGCAGCUGUGGAAAAAACCAUCCAGCGGAUAAAGGACAAGUACAGUGGAACAGCAACAUUCUAUAUAACUAAACCGUCCAGUGGUGCCCAUGUACUGAAACUGUAAGAACAUAUUCUCACCAUCCCAACACUGACAAUUAUCUACAUCCCUUCGAGGGAGCCGUGUAACAAUCCACAAAGCAACUCUCGCCUGACCCCUGUAUAUGGAAAAAAAUUUUGACAAAUGUGUGAGAGAAAACAUUUUUCAGAGGAAUUCUGUCAAUAACUGACUCUGAUGGGUGACAAAAACUGAAACCCCUGACUCCUGGUGAGGAACCAGAUAUGACCUUUAGUCCAUUGGAUCCCCUGGCUUAGUGUGGAGUAUUGUACAUCAGAACCCAACACAGCCAUUAUGCAGAUAUAUUUGGGAGAGCUGCCUGUCAUCUGCACUACUGUAACAGGUUUGAAGGAGUCAUCAGUCUCUUUCUCAUGUCCUCCAUGUUUAUACCAGGGCUGCUUGAUGCAUAAGGGUUUAUAACUAAAGUAGGUAAGUGGAAUUGAGAUACAGGUCAGCCACGAUCUAAUUGAAUGUACACAAGCAUAAGAAUCAGGUCAUUCAGCCCCUCAAGUUUGGUCUGUCAUUUGAUAAGAUCAUGGCUGAUUUGAUUGUUGCCUCACUCCACAUUCCUUUUCUGCCCUCAAUCCUUGAUGCCCAUGGUGAACAAAAAUCUGCCGAACUCAGCCUUGAAUCUAUUCAGUGAAGAUUGCUGGAAUACCUGAAAGGGGAUGAAUGUUCUGUUCCUGU